Stegostoma tigrinum is the source of this 4710-nucleotide messenger RNA. RefSeq names its product dystrobrevin alpha. Gene Ontology annotation, cellular component: synapse; plasma membrane. NCBI's taxonomy places the organism in Eukaryota, Metazoa, Chordata, Chondrichthyes, Orectolobiformes, Stegostomatidae. Gene Ontology annotation, biological process: synaptic signaling. The coding region runs from base 181 to 2643 and encodes 820 amino acids. The transcript has 23 exons. Gene Ontology annotation, molecular function: zinc ion binding. The record is from RefSeq and is a predicted model, not a curated record.
UUAGAGUUAAAGAUAGAGACUGUGUGCACAUAGUCUCUUAAGCCGGUUUCUAAAUUCAGCAGUCUGUUCAGCUGUCACCAGGCUGUUAUCAAAAGUGCCUUCAGUUCUCAGCAUUAUAACCAAAACUUCUUGUUAAAACCUUUUGAGACAAUAUUCAACAAGACUACAUGUGAAGACAGAAUGGUCUACGCAACAGAAAUGAUUGAAGAGCGUGGUCGAAAAGAAAAUACCAUGGCAGAAAGAAGGCAGUUGUUUGCAGAAAUGCGAGCCCAAGACCUGGAUCGCAUUCGUUUAUCCACUUAUAGGACAGCGUGUAAGCUCCGUUUCGUACAGAAAAAGUGUAACUUGCACUUGGUAGAUGUUUGGAAUAUUAUAGAGGCAUUCAGAGAAAAUGGGCUAAAUACAAUGGAUCCGAAUGCUGAUCUCAGUGUUGCUCGCUUGGAAGCUAUCAUCUCCACAAUACUUCACCAGCUGAACAAACGCUUGCCAACCACUCAUCAAAUAAAUGUUGAACAGUCUAUUAGCUUAUUGCUGAACUUUCUGCUUGCUGCCUAUGAUGGAGAAGGCCAUGGCAAAAUAUCAGUUCUUGCUGUGAAAGUGGCAUUAGCGACAAUAUGUGGAGGGAAGAUACUGGACAAACUGAGAUAUAUUUUCUCUCAAAUAUCAGAUUCCAAUGGAAUAAUGAUAUAUGUGAAGUUUGACCAGUUUCUACGGGAGGUGCUGAAGUUGCCAACAGCAGUAUUUGAAGGUCCUUCCUUUGGCUACACAGAACAAGCAUCAAGGUCAUGUUUUUCCCAACAGAAAAAGGUGACGCUCAAUACAUUUUUGGACACAUUGAUGUCUGAUCCCCCACCACAAUGUCUUGUCUGGUUGCCACUCAUGCAUCGUCUUGCAAAUGUUGAAAACGUCUUCCACCCUGUUGAAUGUUCCUACUGCCACAGUGAGAGCAUGAUGGGUUUUCGAUAUCGUUGCCAGCAGUGUCACAAUUAUCAGCUAUGUCAGGACUGCUUCUGGAGAGGCCAUGCAAGUGGUUCUCAUAGCAACCAGCACCAAAUGAAAGAAUAUACAUCAUGGAAAUCCCCUGCAAAGAAGCUAACCAAUGCACUAAGCAAGUCCUUAAGCUGUGCUUCCAAUCGUGAACCUUUGCACCCAGUGUACCCUGAACAGCCUGAAAAACCGCUAAAUCUGGCACACAUUGUGCCUUCAAGACCACCUCCUAACAUGAAUGAUACAAUGUUCUCCCAUACAGUAAUUACCUCAGGAAGCCCCAGCCCUAAUAAGAGGUUACUAGAUGAGAUGAAUGAUGAACAUACUAUCAUUCAGCUGUAUGUAAAUGAGCUAAUGAACAACGCACGCUUUCCUGAUGAGAUCAAUGAAGUAGAGCAGAACAAACAACUUGUUAGGGCUGCUCCAGCUUUGCUGAAGGGCAAAGGGUUGCAAUACAGCCUUGAUAUUGCUGAUAGACUGGGUGAUGAACAUGUUCUGAUUGGUCUAUAUAUCAACUUCCUCCUGAAUAAUUCCUCACGUGUCCUUGAUAGUCCAAGCCGCCUAGAUGAAGAGCAUCGAUUGAUAGCUCGGUAUGCAGCACGACUGGCUGCUGAGGCAGCAUCUUCACAACAGCGUGCUCCCUCUGAUCUCUCCUCUACCAUAGAUGCAAAUAAGCAGCAACGGCAGUUAAUUGCUGAACUUGAAAACAAGAAUAGAGAAAUUCUGCAAGAGAUACAGAGAUUGAGGCUAGAACAUGAGCAAGCAUCUCAGCCCACUCCUGAGAAGGCACAACAGAAUCCUACCCUGCUAGCAGAACUUCGACUGCUCAGGCAGCGAAAAGACGAGUUAGAACAAAGGAUGUCAGCAUUGCAGGAAAACCGCAGAGAAUUAAUGGUUCAACUAGAAGGCCUGAUGAAAUUACUGAAAGAAGAAGAAAUGAGGCAGGAAACUCAGGGGGCAGGAUCCCCUCGCUCUUCACCAAGUCACACAAUUAGCCGGUCUGUUCCUAUACCAAUGCCUAUCAGAUCAACCUCUGCCUGUUCAACUCCAACCCAUACACCUCAGGAUUCACUGACAGGGGUUGGAGGAGAUGUACAGGAAGCAUUUGCACAAAGCUCCAGAAGAAAUUUGAGAAAUGACCUGCUGGUGGCAGCAGAUUCCAUUACAAACACAAUGUCAUCUUUGGUAAAAGAGUUGAAUUCAGCAGAGGCUGGGAGUGAGACAGAAAGCAAUGUGGACUCUGAUUUUGGUCGUGCUCAUUUAGAUGACAUUGUGCUUUCACCAACUUCUGAAAAGGCCUUUCUAGCUCAGAUUAAUGCGAGGAACCCCAGCUAUGAACACAGUGCUGCUGCAACAGGAACUAUUCAAAGUGACAUUGUUGCAGAAGAUGGUGAAUCAUACAUUAGAACCGAUGAUGAAAGUUACGAAAAUGAAUCUGUCCAUCAACUUGAACGGGAGUUGAAGCUAGAGGAAUAUCUGAAGCAGAAAUUGCAAGAUGAGAGCUAUCAGGCUCAUUACAAUCAAACUGAUGAUGAGAGUUAUGUGAGAACUGAUGAUGAUGAAAGCUGCAUACGGACAGAUGAUGAAGAUGGUCUAACUUCUGGCUUCACUGAAGAAUGGAAUGAACAUAUGAAGCGUCUGAUGACAAAAAAAUAAUUUUAUAAGUAGUGUGAGGACUCUAGCACAAUUAUUUUAAAAGUUUCUAGUUCAAUGUGUUGACAGACAUUUCUUUAACUUAAAGCUGGGUUUAUCAGCAUCUUCUUUAUAUGCCUCAAAACAGAAUUCAGGAGAACACAACAGCAGUUGUCACCAAACUGAAUAGGUUUGAUGUUAUGUAAAAUAUGGCAGUAUUACUAUCAAAAAUAAUUCUUCACACAUAAUAUUUUCUGUAUAUGCUCCUAAAAUUGAUACACAUUACAUUUGGUUUCUAGAUGAACUGUGCAGUCCUUUGGCAAAAAUUACAUAUUUUUCAACUGUGAUGAACCUAUUUUGGUGAAAUGCACUUAAAAAUCGUAUAAUAUGGCACAAUAAAUGAAUAUUGAUUCAGAACUAUAACAAUCCAUAAACUAUUAAUUUUCAGCAUUUUUUAAAUGCACAGAUCUGUAAAAUAAAAGAACUGUAAACUGUGUCAAGGACGCUCAUAGCUAAUUCUUUUCUUGUACUUUGAACCAUAGGUGCCAAAAACAAACAGUUUAAAAAAAGGAACUUGAUUUAUUUAAUUCCUUUUGUGUGAGUAAUACAAUGGGUUAAGCAAUAUUUUAAACAUGCAUGAACAUUGCUAACUUUGAAAAAGUAAACUUUUUUCUGGGUUAUAUUUGCUUACUUGGGCAUACUUAUAAAUAUAUAUAUUUAUAAGUAUAUAUAUAUAUAUAUAUACACACAUUACUUGAUGUGCAUUGGUCAUUUUAUGUUUCAGAUGUGUAUUACCUUAGUUGCCUGUGUAGUGUGUACAUUGUGAGGAAAGAAUAUUUUAUCAAAUAAUCGAUGGAAGAGAAUUGCAUAUGUUGUAAAGACGAGCAACAGAUGAGAAUUCAAGGUUUAAGAGGUUUUGUGGCGUCUACCUGAUUAAUUCACAAGCAAAUCAUGCAGAUGGUUGAAGAUACUAUUCUCCAAGUAUGUCAUGAAGUGUUCAUGAUCAGUACAAAACAACUGAUUCAACUCCGAGUGAGUUCUCACAGAAACUAUUCUACAUAAAGCUGGAUUCAUUUUUUCUGUAGUAAUUACUCCUGAAUUUACAAAAAAUUCUUUCAUAUACAUUUUCUAUAAAUGAUGUCAUAUAUAAGUCACUAAUAACUUUUUAUUUGCAGUAUUGUUAAACAAAAUUUAAUAAUGACAUAAUAUGUAAACUUACACAACAAAUGUAUUACUAUUAACUGAAGAAUUGCAAAACAAAAACUGAUGUGGUAAGCACCCAGAAAGAAUGUAGAUGUCUUGACAGUAAAAAAAAAGAGAAGUGGUGUGAUUUAAUUGAUGUUAUCACAUUAAAAAGCAGAAAGAAAUAUGUUAAUUACUGAUUGACAUCUACUUUACUUAAAGGGAAUGGAUGUUUGAUAGAGAUAGAGAUAAAAGAGAGAUGUGAAUUCUGGAAGAUUCUGAAUACAGUUAAGAGUUGAGAGAGGCUUGGCAUGUUUCAGAGUUAACCUGCACAGACUGUGGCCUUCACUGUGAAACAACCUGUACUCUAUUAGUGCAUGAAGUGAUAAAUUGUCUAGUUUUGUUUCCUAGUUCUAUGCCUUUUAUUUAUUUCGACUGACUUUUCCCAGCUGCAUAUGUUCAUUAAUACAGACACAUACUGUAUAUAAAGUCUUUGUUCUGAAUUUAGAAUGGAUAAAUUCAGCAAAAUAACCGUGAAUUACCAUCAUUUUCUUACUCUGUCCAAAACAACGGACAUUUAAUUUUCACCAAAAAUGUAUGACUACAUCAUGUAUAAAUUAACUACAACUAAUGUGUUUAAUGUCUCCAAAACUCCAAAAGAAGGACAGCAACUUUGGAAGCACUAAAGGUUCAAUGUAACACACUGUUGAUGUAAUAAAACUACUGAUCUAUGUUUUGUAUUGUUAAGUAUUGUAUACAUAUGUAUAAUGUGUUGGAACAAGCUGGGGACUUGCCAUGUUCUAAGAUUGUUCAAGUAUUUAACUGUGUGUCUGUAUUUUGGAAUGGAAUAUUUCUUCAUUAAAAAGAGAAUUUUUUAAAAGGCUGGCUGGUAGGGGUCAUCCUACAUUU